AUGGAUGACGAGUCUCGCAAGUUUACUGAGCUCUAUAGAAGCCUUAUGAAGGGGGACAAGUCCAAAGUAAUGGAAAAAUAUGCAGAGUUGAGACAGUCUAGUGGUGAGGCCUUAUCGAUUUACGGCGAUACAAUUCUCCACAUGGCAAUCUACAUGGGACAAGAGAGUAUCGCCCGAGAAAUCCUGAUGAGACAUAAUCCACCACUGACUAAGCAAAAUGCACUAGGGGAUACCAUUCUCCAUGAGGCUGCGGCAGCCAAUAUGACAAGCCUUGCCAAGGAUUUGUUAAUAUUAGGUCCAAAUUUGCUGUCCAUACAAAAUAAAAAUGAGGAAACACCUCUCUUCAGAGCUGCCCACUUUGGCCACACCGAAAUGUUCGAGCUCCUAGCUGAGUUGGUGCGUAAAAAAGGCGAGGCUGAUUGGCUCCAUUGGACAAACAAGGUUGGAUCUACCAUUCUUCACAUGGCAAUUCUUUCUGAGUUCUUUGACCUCGCACUGAAAAUAGCCAUGAAAUAUCCAGACUUAGUAAAUAAAGAAGAUGGAGAUCGGAUGAAAGGACUUCAGCUCCUCUCAUACAAUUCAUCAGCAUUCAGAAGUGGAAGGAAAUAUGGAUUACUCAAGAGAUUCAUCUAUUACUGCAUCCCUAGUGAAGACAUUGUGGUAAAAGAAGAUAGUCCUCGACGAAAAGGCCCUGAGUUGCCUCCCAUGCACAUCAUUUGUCUGCACUUCUACUUCACGGUAGUACAUGCACUAACUUCAGUGGUAAGAAAGAUAAACAUAUCAAUUUGGAAAUAUCUUUGUCAAGUUUGGCCAAUGAUGGAAGGAAUUUAUAAAGAAAAGAGAAAGCAUGAAUCAGCUUUCAAACUCGCCAAGUUGCUAAUAGCAGAAGAUCAUUCUUGGAAACUAAGUAGUCAAAAAGAAGACACUGGGAAGACCAAUCCAAUGGGUGACAUAGCACCCCCGAAGCCGGAAAAAUCUGAAAAUCUCGAAGGGACUACUCUUACCCCGUUGCUUAUAGCAACAAGCACAGGAAUAGUAGAAAUUGUUAAGGAGAUACUUAAGAGUGUAUCCCCAGGCGGUUGA
Molecule: messenger RNA, 1083 nt
Organism: Quercus lobata
Lineage: Eukaryota; Viridiplantae; Streptophyta; Magnoliopsida; Fagales; Fagaceae
Exons: 5
Coding region: 1-1083 (360 amino acids)
Molecular function (GO): protein binding
Source: RefSeq, a predicted model, not a curated record